Molecule: messenger RNA, 1000 nt
Organism: Physella acuta
Lineage: Eukaryota; Metazoa; Mollusca; Gastropoda; Physidae
Biological process (GO): regulation of transcription by RNA polymerase II
Cellular component (GO): transcription regulator complex; nucleus
Source: RefSeq, a predicted model, not a curated record
CUACGUUACAGCAUCUUCCUGUGGCAACCUAACACGCAAGGGGUCAUACGUUCGACGAAAUUUACUUUUUAAACAAUCACAAAAAGGCCUACUCUACCUAGAUCUUGAUCUAAGGGUAAUUUAGUCAUUGUUCUUUAAAUGUCUCACUCGAUUCUUGGACGGUGUAAGAAUCCGCUGUCCUUGGAAGAGAACGAGAAACUAAUCGAGCUGGUCAGACAGAACCAUGCGCUGUACGACGCGACGUGCCAUGAGCAUAAGGACGUGCAGUUUAUCCAGGGUAUCUGGUCGGGCAUUGCUAUAGAGAUGGGCAGGAGCAAUAUGGACGGGUGUGAGUGGAAGAAAAAAUGGAGGAACCUCAGGGACACGUAUGUCAAGAAGAAGAAAGGUAUCCUGUUGAGUGGGCGAGCGGUCAAGAACUGGCGCUUUAUGGACACUAUGUCUUUUCUGGAACCGUUCAUUGACGACACCGCUAGGUUCCAGUCCGACCCCAGCACACAACCGCUCAUGUCGGAGGACGACUACAGCGACACCGUGUCCAUCAAAGAGGAGGACACGUCCAGCACUUCGGCCAGAAUUGACAUCAUUUGUAGACAGUCGUCGCCGGAGUUGGAGCCCACCCCCCGAUCGACCAAGGCGGAUGUCCACAGGAAAAGGACCCGCUACUCGGCCAACGCUGACCUGAUCUGGAAAGGUCACGAGAGGAAAGACCUGCUGGACCCUGCCGCUGACCCCGACCUUGGCCCCAAGAGCGCCGCGCGCGCGUUCUUCGAGAGCUGCGCCAUGCGGAUGGAGAAGCUUCCCGUACGGUGCCAGUCGUACCUCCAGCUCCAGGUCUCGCAGCUCUUCUUCAACGCCGAGAACCCGGAUGUGCCGCCCGUGGACAUCAUCCCCAUACCCCACUUUCCUGACACAGACAUGAUUCAGGAAUAGACGCGGCUCACGUUUAGCUAAAGAAUGUAAAGACGCUGUAACGAUAAAAUCGCCUUAAAUUAUAAAUUCA